AUGGCAAAAAUACUUUACAAAGUGGAAAUUCACAAGAUCAACAAGCUAGAUUUAUUAUCGGACAUUGAACCAAGCCAGUUUGUGGAUAACAUUGAAGAUAGAAUUAAUGACUUUGUUAAAGAAACAAAAGAGAAAAGCCUUGAAAAAAUCAUUGAGGAAAUUGAAGCAGAGAGAGACAUUGAUCGGAAUACUUUAAAAGAUGUUAGAGACAUUGUGUUGUCUGUGUCCUCGUCACCAUCAGAUCCUGUUUCAACACACCUUUACGAUAAAAAGGAGAAAUUAGUGAAGCUGUGUAAAGCAGUAGAAGAUACCAAAGGAUGGAAACCAAGGUCGACUCAGAUGGUGAGCUGGUGCAUCAUGGUUCUUUCUGGUUCUAGCCAGUUAAUCCAGGUUGGCACAGGCGAAGGAAAGUCAUGCAUAGUGGCCAUGUUUGCUGCAUAUCGUGCCAUGAUGGGAGAGAGUGUGGACAUUAUCUCCAGUUCCCAGGUGCUUGCAGAGCGAGAUGCUAAGGAGUGGCUUUUAUUUUAUAAAAAACUGGGAAUCACUGUGGAUUACAAUGUAAAUAAAACAGAAGUUGAAGACCUGAGGAAGUGUUAUGCAUGUCAAGUUGUCUACGGCACAACUGAGAGUUUUGCAGGAGACUGGUUAAGACACAGGUUCCAAAGAGAAAAAGUGAGACCUGGAAGACAGUUUCAAUGUGUCAUAGUAGAUGAGGUGGACUCACUCAUGUUGGACAAAGGUCUAGAAGUUGUCUACUUAAACAGUGAGAUGCCUGUCAUGGAGCCUCUGAACUUAAUCUUAGCUAAGAUUUGGUUUGUUGUCAACCACGCUGAAGAUCUGGAUGUAGAGAAGACACUAGAUCUUAUUCGUUCCUCACUAAUGGCAGAGGAUUCAGACAUACUGCCAUCACAUAAAUAUCUAGAGAUCCCUGCAGAUACAUCAAAGUUGAAGCACAAUGAAUUCCACAUUCCAGGCUUUCUAGAACACAUAAAUGGGAGGCUAAAAAUAUGGAUUGAAAAUGCGUUUCUUGCCAAAACAAUGACUUUAGGGCAUGAAUACAUUCUGCACAAGGAUGGUGUAGUUCCUGUAGAUUACAGCUCUACAGGAGUCGUGCAAAAUGACAUGAAAUGGGGAGAUGGACUUCAGCAAUUCCUUGAAAUGAAGCACCAAACCAGACUGUCAAAUAUGUGCGUGAUAACAAAUUUCAAGUCCAAUGUAAAUUUAUUCAGGAGUUACAAACGGAUUUAUGGGCUCACAGGAACUUUGGGGAACCAAAUCGAACUUGAUUUGCUGCAGAAACUGUACCCUGGCAUUAAAACUUGCAAAAUCGCACCAUUCAAACGCAGGAAACUUUACGAGAAGGAUGGCAUUGUAAUUAAUGAUGAAAAUGAGUGGGUACAAACAAUUUGUAAGGUUGUUAAUAAGACAGUGAACCCCACAGUCUACCGAGGCCCAAGAGCAGUCUUGGUCAUCUGCGAAACUAUUAAACGAGCACAAAUAGUCUACAAUGCCCUCUCAAAAACCAUUUCAACAGACAAAUUGAAACUGUACACAAAUAACAAUAUGGACAAUUCUAAGGUUACAGGUAAACUGGUCACUGAAGGUUGUGUCAUUGUUGCAACCAAUCUGGCUGGUCGUGGGACAGACCUCAAAGUCUGUACUGAAGUAAAUCUUUCAGGGGGUUUGUUUGUAGUGCAGACUUUCUUGCCCCUUAAUAUCCGUGUGGAACAACAAGCCUUUGGUCGAACUGCACGAGAAGGAAACCCUGGUUCCGCCCAGCUCAUGAUGUGCUCCACUCACUUCUCUGAGUCAGUCAAACUGAUAAGGGCACUAAACUCACCUCUCUCCAUGUUACUUACCCUUCUGAGGCAACUAAAAGCCACUGUAGCUGUGUCAGGAUUCAUCAAGAAUAAGUUUGAAGAGACCCUCAAAAUUUGUCAGGAAGACCCCAAUGAAAAGAACUGUGAGGCAAUGGUGAAAGAACUCAGGGACUUGCUAAACAUCGAAAAGCCAAGUGGUUUAACUAACCUGGAGAUGGAAAAAGAGUCUAGAGAUUUAAUUGUGCAAACAAGACUAUCACAUUUUCUUAAAAAUGACAUACCAAAAAUCCUCAAAAAGGAGGAACUUUUUUCUGACUACCUUGACAUGCUGGACACCAUUUUCAAACAGUCUCGGGGUGGCGACUGUGAAGAUAUUGUGUCUUCACUUCAUGAGUGCUGGGGUAUGUGGCUUCUGAUGAAGUUCAAUGAGAAUGAAUCGACAGAAACAUUAAGAAAGCAGUUACAGAAAGACUUGCAAAGUGCAAAGAAAAAAUUGGAUUGUAAACAGUCCCCUUCCUCUAUGAUCUACCAUUAUGUAAGGACUGGCAACACACUACGUCACAAAGGAUCCCUUGCAGACAGCAUUGAGAUGUACACAAGAGCCAUUGAAAACAAUCCUUGUUGGCCUGCCAUUGCUUUGUACAAUCGUGCAUUGUCCAUUCUGUCUAGAGCAAAUAGUGGACAUAUUGCUCAGGCAUUGGCAGAUCUGAAGAAGGCUGAAGAGGCAGUAGACUCCUACAUGAGAAAGUUGACAUUGACUUUGAUUUUUGUGAAAAACUCCAGCAAAGCUCCCAACAUGACAUCUGACAUCUUGCUUACCAAGCAAUUUAAAGCCAAGCACCUGGCACAGGAUUUACUCAAAACAAAUAUCCAGAAAGCAAUAGAAGCGUUGCAUAUAGCUGAAAGUCGAGGUUAUGAUGUGCGAAUAACAAAAUACCCUGUGUUACUGCUGAUGCUGAACCCCGUUGUUUUAAGAGCAGAUGGAGUUAUCGAUGUGUGCCGAGAGAUAAUUAAUCUCCGCUCACUGGGACUGGACACCAUCUUCUUAGUAGAAACUGUGUUUUCUUUUUUUAAACGUCUGAGUAAAAUAUUCAGUUAA
Pangasianodon hypophthalmus (striped catfish) is the source of this 2919-nucleotide messenger RNA. RefSeq names its product protein translocase subunit SecA-like. Bases 1 to 2919 code for a protein of 972 amino acids. Gene Ontology annotation, biological process: protein targeting; protein import. Gene Ontology annotation, cellular component: membrane. The record is from RefSeq and is a predicted model, not a curated record. The transcript has a single exon. Gene Ontology annotation, molecular function: protein binding; ABC-type protein transporter activity; ATP binding. NCBI's taxonomy places the organism in Eukaryota, Metazoa, Chordata, Actinopteri, Siluriformes, Pangasiidae.